GGCUCCAUGAAGGGGGCUGAGCCCGAGGCACCAGGCCCUUCCCCGCCCCAGCCCGCCCAAGGGCUCACCAAGGGGGACAAGAGUGAGCAGCCAGGGCUGGACCCAGAGCCCGACACCCACUGGCAGCGCACGGAGGAGGAGGAGGCCCUGAUUGAGUUCCACCGCUCUUACCACGAGCUCUUCCAGUUCUUCUGCAACAACACCACCAUCCAUGGUGCCAUCCGCCUUGUGUGCUCUAAGCACAACCGCAUGAAGACGGCCUUCUGGGCCGUGCUCUGGCUCUGCGCCUUUGGCAUGAUGUACUGGCAGUUCGGCCUGCUGUUUGGAGAGUACUUGAGCUACCCCGUCAGCCUCAGCAUCAACCUGGACUCGGACAAGCUGGUCUUCCCCGCCAUCACUGUCUGCACCCUCAACCCCUACAGGUACAAGGAAAUUAAAGAGCAGCUGAGGGAGCUGGACCGCAUCACGGAGCAGACGCUCUUCGACCUGUACAAAUACAACGCCUCCAGCACCCUCCUGGCCGGUGCCCGCAGCCGGCGCGACCUUGGGGAGACCCUGCUGUACCCGCUGCAGCGAAUCCCGGUCCCUCCCAGGCCCGAAUGUGGUGGGGGCGGGCUCAAGUGCAACCGAGACAAGUCGGACUGCUUCUACCAGACGUCGUCGUCGGGGGUGGACGCGGUGCGCGAGUGGUACCGUUUCCACUACAUCAACAUCCUGGCGCCGCUGGCCGAUGCCUCGCCCUCACUGGAGGAGGAAGCGCUGGGCAGCUUCAUCUUCACCUGCCGCUUCAACCAGGCGCCCUGCACCCAGGCGAAUUACUCUCACUUCCACCACCCAAUAUAUGGCAACUGCUACACUUUCAACAACAAGAAUGAUUCCAGCCUCUGGAUGUCUUCCAUGCCCGGGAUCCACAACGGUCUGUCCCUGACGUUACGCACAGAGCAGAACGACGACAUCCCCCUGCUGUCCACAGUGACAGGGGCCAGGGUCACUGUUCACGGGCAGGACGAGCCGCCCUUCAUGGACGACGGGGGCUUCAACUUGCGGCCUGGUGUGGAGACCUCCAUCAGCAUGCGGAAGGAAGCCCUGCACAGACUCGGGGGCGAUUACGGGGACUGCACGCAGGAUGGCAGCGAUGUCCCGGUCCAGAACCUGUACCCAUCCAAGUACACGCAGCAGGUGUGCAUCCACUCCUGCUUCCAGGAGAGCAUGGUGGAGCAGUGCGGCUGCGCCUACAUCUUCUACCCCAGGCCCAAGGGUGUGGAGUUCUGUGACUACAGGAACCACAGCGCCUGGGGCUACUGCUACUAUAAGCUCCAGGGGGCCUUCACCUCCGACAGCCUGGGCUGCUUCAACAAGUGCAGGAAGCCCUGCAGUGUGACCAACUACAAGCUGUCUGCGGGUUACUCACGUUGGCCCUCGGUGACGUCCCAGGACUGGAUCUUCCAGAUGCUGUCACUGCAGAACAACUACACCAUCAACAAUAAGAGAAAUGGGGUCGCCAAGCUGAACAUCUUCUUCAAGGAGCUGAACUACAAGACCAACUCUGAGUCCCCCUCAGUCACGAUGGUCACCCUGCUCUCCAACCUGGGCAGCCAGUGGAGCCUGUGGUUCGGCUCCUCCGUGCUGUCCGUUGUGGAGAUGGCCGAGCUCAUCUUCGACCUCCUGGUCAUCACCUUCCUCCUGCUGCUGCGGAGGCUGCGGAGCCGCUACUGGUCUCCGGGCAGAGGGCCAAGCCGGGGGAUCUGUGACCUCUGGUCGGACUCCGACACUACUGCCCCCGAAGCUGUCCUAUCCCCAAUGGGGGAGUGA
Molecule: messenger RNA, 1812 nt
Organism: Fukomys damarensis (Damara mole-rat)
Lineage: Eukaryota; Metazoa; Chordata; Mammalia; Rodentia; Bathyergidae
Gene: Scnn1a
Product: sodium channel epithelial 1 subunit alpha
Exons: 14
Coding region: 7-1812 (601 amino acids)
Biological process (GO): sodium ion transmembrane transport
Cellular component (GO): membrane
Molecular function (GO): ligand-gated sodium channel activity
Source: RefSeq, a predicted model, not a curated record